This is a messenger RNA of Acytostelium subglobosum LB1, 987 nucleotides long. RefSeq lists its product as hypothetical. The annotation marks the transcript as partial. Lineage: Eukaryota; Evosea; Eumycetozoa; Acytosteliales; Acytosteliaceae. The transcript is spliced from 2 exons. The record is from RefSeq and is a predicted model, not a curated record.
GCCGUCAUCAUGGAUCCACUAAGAGAGAUAAGAACGAGUACCAAGUGGGUGACAGAUCAGGCAACACAUGUUAAGAUCAAUGAUGAUUGUAUGCUAAAGGAGUGCAAUGACUUUGUGGAGAAGCAUCGUCAGAAGCCACAUAAAGAGGUGUGGGCCGACAAUGAGUUCCACUUCUGCAAUGUCGAUAGGAAGCAGACGGCGACAGACCACUCUACAUACCUCUCAGAGGAUACAGCCAAGUACAUCAUAGUGCUCGACUGUCUGAACCAUUGCUUCUGGCCUGACGCAUCACUCGAGUAUCAUCACUUGGCCAGAGGACUAAAGGAGACGAUUGAGGCUGACGCGCUCGCAUUUGAUGCUGAUCGUCUGGCUCAAGUCACACCGGCCACCUUGCACAAGUGGUUUGGUCGCGAUAUGCCCAAUGCAGAGGAGCGUUGCAGGCUGUUACACGAGGUUGGCAACGCACUGACACAGCACUUUGGUGGCAGCAUCAAGAAUAUGAUCCUUUCAGCCAAUCACAGUGCAUCAGCACUUGUAGAUAUUGUUACUAGGUACUUCUGGGGAUUCAGAGACAGCGCAGUGUAUCAUGGAAGACAGGUAUUCUUCUAUAAGCGUGCUCAGAUCUUUGUUGGCGACCUUUGGGGCGCGUAUGAAGGCAAGGGUCUAGGCCGCUUCGAUGACAUUGAUCAAUUGACAAUGUUUGCAGACUAUAGAGUACCACAGAUACUUAGAUGGAUGGGCAUACUCGAGUAUGGCGAUGCCCUUGCCAAGAUUGUGGACGGCAAGCAGGAGCUGCCUGUUGGCUCAGAGAUGGAGAUGGAGAUCAGAGCAGUGACCGUACAGGCCGUCGAGAGAAUGCGCGAUAUAUUCAACAAGAACCAAUGUCAUCUACUGGCAUUGGAGGUGGACUGGAUGCUCUGGGGUAGGGGAGAGGCCAUGUUGGACCAGUUGGCACCACACCAUCGUACACUUACCAUCUUCUACUAG